AUGGCACAAUCUUCCUUACAACCAGACACCAGGCCUGGAAAAAAUCACCUUCCUAUCCACCGUGACACACGCGCCCACGUGCCCCGCCCACGAGCUUCUAUCUGCCCGCCCACGUGCCCCGCCCACGAGCUUCUAUCUGCCCGCCCACGUGCCCCGCCCACGAGCAUCUAUCAGUCCGCCCACGUGCCCCGCCCACGAGCAUCUAUAUGGCCGCCCACUUGCCCCGCCCACCACACGCCACGAGAAUCUAUCAGUCCGCCCACGUCUAUAUGGCCGCCCAUUGCCCCGCCACGAGCAUCUAUAUGGCCGCCCACUUGCCCCCCCACGAGCAUCUAUAUGGCCGCCCACUUGCCCCGCCCACGAGCAUCUAUAUACUUGCCCGCCCACGAGCAUCUAUAUGGCCGCCCACUUGCCCCGCCACUCCCGCCGCCCACCACACGCCCACGAGAAUCUAUCAGUACGAGCAUCUAUAUGGCCCCCACUUGCCCCGCCCACGAGCAUCUAUAUGCCGCCCACUUGCCCCGCCCACCACACGCCCACGAGCAUCCAUCAGUCCGCUCACGCGUCAUGCCCACAAGCUUCUAUCUGCCCGCCCACGUGCUACGCCCACGGCCUGGCACGCGCACGCCCAUCGGCCUCCCUCGCGGGCGUGCACUCCUCGUGACUGAAGGGUAUGCAGGGAUGACGCCUGGGUGGACGGUCAUACCAUCUGGCAAGGAGUUUAAGAUGGCUCGACUUCAGUUGGGGGACUUCAAGAUGGGGGACUUCAAGACGGGGGACAAGACGGGGGACUUUAGACAGGGGACUUCAGACCAGAGAAUGAGACUUCAGAUGGGCACUUCAAGAUGGGGGACUUCAGAAAGGGGACUUUAG
Molecule: messenger RNA, 873 nt
Organism: Penaeus vannamei (Pacific white shrimp)
Lineage: Eukaryota; Metazoa; Arthropoda; Malacostraca; Decapoda; Penaeidae
Source: RefSeq, a predicted model, not a curated record